CGUCCAGGGCCCGUGUGUGCGGGGCCGGGCUGCCGGCGGCGUGGGCAGAUCUCAAGGGGCCGUGGGGCUCCCCCUCCUGCGUGCGGGCCGCUGCCGGGUCCCCCCGGGGGCCGCGGAGCCCGCCGGACCGGCGGCUAAUGGCAGCUGCGCAGGAUGACACGGGCCCAUCACGUGGGUGAGCCCUCCCCGCCCCUCGCCGUACGGGACCCACGGGCCGCUGCCGCCGCCGCCCAGGGGACUCCGCCAGCGGCCGUGCCGUGAGCCACAGCUCAGAGGGUCCUGCAACCGCACGGAGCCUCAGCGACCCGUGCCCAGCACCCCGACGCCCAUCAGCGCUGGGCUUCCGCUGCAGGAGGCGGCCCGGCCCGGCCCGCAGCCCGAGAGUGAGCAAGAGAGAGAGAGGUCUGAAGAAUGAUAGAUUAAUCUGGGAAGAUGAAUGAUGCUAAAGAAUGCUGAGGAGCCCUAGUCAUGGAGCAGGAUCCCAUUGUGCUAGGUGGAAAUACAAUAGCAGAACACUAACAAAUUGAGAGGAUGGAGGGAAGAUGUGAUGUGUACAACAAAGAAGAUUACAGUGCUGCUGACGUCGUUUGUACACAGUACACGGAGAAAAUACAGAUGGAGAAGAAGCAAUCUUUGAGCCCGGCGUGUGUUUGAUGGUGUAAACUUCCAAAUUUUAAAAUAUAGGAAAGGAAAAAGCAAGCCCAGUUACUAAAGAAGAAUAUAAAUGCAAAAGAGGUGAACCAUUUCCUGGACUGGCUACAACAUAUUGGUAUUUGUACAAAGUGUUUAGAAACUUGUCAACUUGCCAAACUGGUUUUUGCUGCACAUCUGACAGGAUGAACAAGCCAAAGAGAGGCUUUUUGUUGUAUUGGAACAAUAGUGACUGCUGCCUGGUUUAAAGUAAACUUAAGACUGCAUGAAUUUGUCUGACGAAAUGAAAGAAGUGGCAUUCUGGUCACCCAAAGAGGUGGCAAAUUGGCUGAUGGAGAAUGCUGUUCCAGAAUACUGUGAACCGUUGGAAUUUUACACUGGGCAGGAUUUGAUCAAUCUAACUAAGGAGGAUUUUAAGAAGCCACCUUUGUCACGUGUGUCUUCUGACAAUGGACAGAGGUUGUUGUACAUGAUAGAAACUUUAAAAAUGGAGCACCACAUUGAGGCGCACAAAAAUGGACAUGCCAAUGGUCACCUCAGCAUCAGUACAGCUGUCACCACAAGUGAAAAUGAUUUCAGCACUAAAAUCAAACUGAAUGGGAUGCCAAAUGGAUAUAGGAAGGAGAUGAUAAAGAUCCCCAUGCCAGAGCCAGAGCGUUCCCAGUAUCCUAUGGAGUGGGGGAAGACUCUCCUGGCUUUUCUUUAUGCACUUUUCUGUUUCAUCUUUACCACAGUGACGAUUUCAGUCGUCCAUGAACGAGUGCCUCCCAAGGAGGUGCAGCCUCCCCUACCAGAUGCAUUUUUUGACCGUUUUAACCGUGUGCAAUGGGCCUUUUCUAUUUGUGAAAUUAAUGGCAUGAUUCUGGUAGGACUCUGGUUAAUUCAGUGGCUGCUCUUAAAAUACAAGUCUAUUAUUAGCAGAAGAUUUUUCUGUAUAGUUGGCACACUAUACCUAUAUCGGUGUAUUACGAUGUAUGUAACUACACUGCCAGUACCCGGUAUGCAUUUCAACUGCUCUCCAAAGCUCUUUGGAGAUUGGGAGUCUCACCUGAGGAGGAUAAUGAAAUUGCUUGCUGGAGGGGGGUUAUCUAUCACAGGAUCCCACAACAUGUGUGGUGACUAUCUCUACAGCGGCCACACAGUCAUGUUAACACUUACAUAUUUAUUUAUCAAAGAGUAUUCACCUCGGCGACUUUGGUGGUACCAUUGGAUUUGUUGGGCUCUUAGCAUAGUUGGGAUGUUCUGUAUUCUCUUGGCGCAUGACCACUACACUGUGGAUGUAGUGGUGGCUUACUACAUCACUACAAGACUUUUCUGGUGGUAUCACACAAUGGCCAAUCAGCAAGUGCUAAAAGAAGCUUCCCAAACUAACCUCCUUGCACGGGUGUGGUGGUACAGGCCCUUCCAGUACUUUGAAAAGAAUGUUCAAGGAAUUGUACCUCGCUCUUACCAUUGGCCCUUCCCCUGGCCGAUGCUGCAUCUCGGUAGACAAGCUAAAUACAGCAGAUUGGUGAAUGACACAUAACAGCUGUUAAAAGUAGGGGGAAAGGAACUGUCCAAAGUGCUCAGAACUCCAUGAGAGAAGAUGCCAUAAAAAAGUGAACUGCUCCCUAAUCCUUUAUCUUUUAACCAUUUCCUUGACUUAACCAAUUCAGUUACCUGGAAAGCACUGUGAUCUUUUUUUCUCUCCAAAGGAUCUGCGUUGGACAACAAUAAAGAAAAUUUAACUUAUCAUGCACUGUAUACAUUUCUUGUUAAUAGAUUUGGUAUUUACAUUACCCAUCACCAUGUUCCUUUGUAUAUGAUGCGACAGCAUAAAUGAAAACUUUUAUAUCAUAUGUUCCGGUCUUUCCAGUCACAUCUGGGAAUAAAACGUAUUAUUUUCUUGGGAAAACAUACUUUUCAUAUCUCUUGCCCCAAAGAUUGGGCUGUAAGCCAUUUUCUAGCAAAUGUCUAUAUGAAGGUUUCUAAAUACCUGACUGGGGAAAAAUUAAAACUCUUUCUACCUGUUACACCAAUGUUACAAAUAAAAUGAUAAGACACAGAAAGGUUUAGUAACGUUUGAUUUUGUAAAAUCUGCAGUGACAGUGUCAAAAAGUGCAAAAAAAAAAUAUUCUGUUGUAAAGUGAUUUUCUAAGUAUUUCCUAACUUUAUUUUUCAAAAUAUGUAUGAAAACUAAAUUUAAAAAGAUUUUUACAUGUCAGAGAAAAGAGAGUUAAAAUAAAAAAUGCUUCUUGGAA
Molecule: messenger RNA, 2891 nt
Organism: Mauremys reevesii (Reeves's turtle)
Lineage: Eukaryota; Metazoa; Chordata; Testudines; Geoemydidae
Gene: SGMS1
Product: sphingomyelin synthase 1
Exons: 11
Coding region: 917-2176 (419 amino acids)
Biological process (GO): ceramide biosynthetic process; sphingomyelin biosynthetic process
Cellular component (GO): Golgi membrane; endoplasmic reticulum membrane
Molecular function (GO): ceramide cholinephosphotransferase activity; protein binding; sphingomyelin synthase activity
Source: RefSeq, a predicted model, not a curated record